Amborella trichopoda is the source of this 812-nucleotide messenger RNA. Lineage: Eukaryota; Viridiplantae; Streptophyta; Magnoliopsida; Amborellales; Amborellaceae. The record is from RefSeq and is a predicted model, not a curated record.
CAACAAUGGCAUCCUCUCUCUCACUCUCUCUCUCCAUUCUUCAAUAUAAGACCAGCGCAUCACUUCCCAUUCUCACUACCGCAAGCUCUUUCUUGCACUACAAACUCUUCUAUUCUCAUCUUGUCUUCUCUUCUUUCCUGAUACAACCGUAAGUUCCUCUACUUGCUUGAAGAAGAAUAUUAAGUUCUUCUAAACUUUGUAUUCAGUCAUGAUUAAUUCAAAGAGGCUCUUGGAGAUGGCACGCAAAUGGCAAAAGCAAGCCAUCGGUCAGAGGAGAAGAAUAUCCCUCAAAAGAAAUAUCAGUGACCGAAUGGAUUCAGUUGCUGCUGAGGGUCAUUUUGUGAUUUAUACAGUAGAUGGAAGCCGAUUCAUGAUUCCCUUAGCGUUUCUUAAUCGCCCCAUCUUUCGAGAGUUGCUCUUGAUGGCUGAAGAAGAGUUUGGACUCACAGGGCGCCAUCCUCUGACUUUGCCUUGCGAGUCGUUUGUGAUGGAGUACAUAGUCCACCUUUUGAACAAGAAUGCAUCAAUGGAGGUGGAAAAGGCAUUGGUUUCCAUGGCAUGUUGCAGAGGCUCUCAUCCUUCUCUAGUCCUUGAACCAUUCUCGGAGCCAAUGAUUCUCCGUAGCUUUUGAGACAUAAUUGUUAAUUGAAAUACAACCCCCAAGAUUCAAUUUGAAGGGGCAAAACCAUCUCUUGUCUUUGUACAUAAAACUCACAAUUUUGUUCCUAAGCAAUUUCUUUAUGCACCAGAUUAAAUUUUGGUUCUAGAUGAAUGGUUGUAGUAAAGCUUUUCAUAUCGAGAUAAAAGCUUUG